AUGGCUCCAUCACUAGCCAGACUUCGCAGUGAGCGUGGUACAUGCAAGGCCACAAUCACAAAAAUCGAAUCUUUCCUGAACACUACGGAAGCCCUCUCGGAAGAGGCCCUGAAAUGUCGCCUUGUCUCACUUCGGCGCGCAGCGGAGAAGUUUGAGGUUAUCCAGAGCAACAUCUACGAGUUACUGGACGAUGGGCACACUGCCCUCGACAACGAAGAAGCGGAAGUUGCCAAUUUUGAGGAGAGGGUUGUUGUACUUGAGACGAGAAUCAAUUCUUUGCUCACAACAUUCAUUAUAACCUCAAAUCAGUCAGAAGCUUCCGACGUGGAUGAGGAGAAUCUCACUAAAAUGGCCAUGACAUUGGCACAGGCAAUCAGGGAUGGCAAUCAGGGUCCUCGACCUCAACACAUGAAGCUUCCUCAAUUAGAUAUUCCUAAAUUCUCAGGGGAAUAUACUGAUUGGCGGUCUUUCAGGGAUCUUUACAAACGCAGCAUUCACCAGAAUGCAGAUCUUUCUGCAGUUCAAAAGUUCCAAUACCUACAAGGGCUAGUCGAGGGUAAAGCUAAGGCUGUCAUCAAACACAUUCUGGCCACGGAUGAGAACUAUGAGGAUGCCUGGCAAAGCCUGGAGAAAAGAUUUGACAAGAAGCAAUGCAUUCUUUUCUCUCACAUCGAUGCAUUUUUCGGACUGAAGAAUGUCCCUGACAGCCACCCAAUCGGCCUCAGAGGCCUCCUGAAUACAGUUCUGGAGUCAAUCAACGCUGUCGAUGCUCUGGGCUACAAGUAA
Molecule: messenger RNA, 786 nt
Organism: Phlebotomus papatasi
Lineage: Eukaryota; Metazoa; Arthropoda; Insecta; Diptera; Psychodidae
Exons: 1
Coding region: 1-786 (261 amino acids)
Source: RefSeq, a predicted model, not a curated record